UCUCCUCUCCCUCCGGCCUGGGAAGACCAUGUCUCUCUCCAGGAUCUACCGAGAGUCUCUGCUGGUGAUUUUACUGCAAAUCGUGCUGAUCUGCUCGGCUCAGAGGGGCCCGGUCGGUCCCCGAGGCUCCCUGGGGCCGCCCGGAGUAGCAGGCGUACCCGGAAUGGACGCCAUUGAUGGCGACAGAGGAGAAGACAACACAGUGACCGGCGGACCAGGCCCGGACGGAGAUAACGGAAAAGACGGAGCUGCAGGAGCUGCAGGACUCCCAGGCGCAGACGGACUUGUUGGACCUUCUGGAGAUCUGGGAGCACUCGGGCCAAACGGACAAAAAGGAGAUGCUGGAGCUCAAGGGCCUCCUGGAGAGCUUGGCGUAGGACCUGAUGGGCUGGAUGGUAUUCCAGGUACAGAUGGGCUACCAGGUGAAUUGGGCAAAGUUGGACCAGGUGGAGCGAGAGGCAAGAGAGGUCAAGUUGGUCUUUCUGGUGCUGCUGGGCCGCGGGGUCUUCCAGGCGUGUAUAAUGGAGAGGACCUGUGUCCCAACGCCUGCCCUUCUGGACUCCACGGACACUCCGGACUACCCGGCAUGAAAGGCCACAAAGGAAUUAAAGGUGAAUCUGGAGAGCCCGGGAGACAAGGCCACAAGGGAGAGGAGGGCGAACAAGGAACGUUGGGAGAAGUCGGAUCUCAAGGACUACCAGGUCCCGGUGGAGCAAGAGGCCUCCAAGGAAUAUUUGGCUCCAAAGGCGACAGGGGUCUUCGUGGAAAAUCAGGAGAUGGUGGUCCUCAGGGAAUCCAGGGAGCCCCAGGCGAUGUGGGACAAAGAGGAGUCAUCGGUGAGAGCGGGCCAGCAGGAGUUCAGGGUGAACGUGGUCCAUCUGGAAUCAGAGGAGUGCCCGGGCUGAAAGGAGAGGCUGGCCUUGCUGGUCCAGACGGCCGAGAGGGGAUUCCUGGUCUUCCAGCAAUCAAGGGUAUUCCAGGGAAAAAUGGGGGUCCAGGUGAUGCCGGCCUACAAGGACUUCCUGGUUUGCCAGGCACUUAUGGCCAAAAAGGAGUCAGUGGUGCAGUGGGUACCGCAGGUGACCCAGGUGUUUUAGGAAUUAUGGGGUCUCCAGGGAAACAAGGGGAGCGUGGAGACCAGGGAGGAGUUGGACCAGUCGGACCCAGAGGAGGACCAGGUGCACGUGGAGUGAGAGGGAAUGAAGGGCCUCUAGGAGGAGCAGGAGUGAGGGGAGGUAAAGGGGACCCCGGCCUGCCCGGACUUCCUGGUCCUGCUGGGUAUCUUGGGCAGAAGGGCGAGAGGGGUGCAGUUGGUGUUGAUGGUCCAAAGGGAGAUCAGGGAGCUGGAGGUGAUGAAGGAACUCCAGGAACUGUUGGAGAACUGGGAGAACAAGGAGAAGCAGGAGAGAAAGGAUCGACAGGCCCACCAGGAGACACAGGAAACAAAGGACCAGAGGGCGGCCGAGGACAGCAGGGAAAAGAUGGAAAAGAGGGUCAAUCCGGACCACGAGGCAUGCAGGGAGACAUGGGAGUACCGGGACUAACGGGGACUCAGGGACCAGCGGCUGUGGAGGCUUAG
Messenger RNA from Notothenia coriiceps (black rockcod), 1579 nucleotides. RefSeq names its product collagen, type IX, alpha 1a (gene col9a1a). NCBI's taxonomy places the organism in Eukaryota, Metazoa, Chordata, Actinopteri, Perciformes, Nototheniidae. Bases 29 to 1579 code for a protein of 516 amino acids. The transcript is spliced from 29 exons. The record is from RefSeq and is a predicted model, not a curated record.